CUUGGCUCACAAGAUCUAGUUUUGGUUAGACCUGUAACGAUCGUGCCUUCAAACAAAAGCUCUUGUCACCGGCUUAUAACCCUGUCUCAGCCUGAGACCUUUUGACCACUGAAUCUGCGAAACUUGACCCGACUUUUACUUUUGCACCGUAGGUCAGCAGUGUCACACCAUACACACCAUGCAAUUCGAGCCGCGUCCACUGCCAUAUCAAUACGGCCAGCUCUCCGAAGCUGCCUCGUACAGCCCGAACAACCACAACAUAUCUAUCUCCCUCCAGUAUGACUUGAUCAGGCUCCAUCAGGAGAAGAACAUCCUGUCGAAGGGACUCGCAGAUUGUGUCACGUACCUGAAAGCACUUCGCGAAAAGCAAGCCAAGAAUGGACGUCAACUCAACAUGGAGCCUCCUGUUCCACAGAAGAAGAGGAAGAAGCUGCAACAGACCAAUCGCCAUCUGGACAGCGAGAUCAGGAACCGAGAGAGGAACGAGUGGGUCUUCCUUAACAAUCUGCAGGCUUGCGAGACCAACAUUUUCCUUGCCAACAUGAAGGCGUACCACUUGGCCAACGCAUCAAUCCACGCAUCGGAGUCCACAUACACGCCGACGCUCUGCUCUUACUCUGGAUCAGAGACCACAGAGCUUACCUGGGACGGCUGGACUGACGAGGCUGUAGUCUCGCCAUUCCAGCAGAAGGGCAGUAACCCUUUUGUGGAUGACCUCGCCUCGGAUGCGUGUGCAGAAGAUCAUAGGCGCGAUUCCGCCAUUCUGAAAGAUGCCAAAUGCCCUACUCCACUCUCUCGAGAUGCAGUGGAGUUGUCAAACGCGCUUCCUGUACUGCCAAACACAGCACAAUCGCAGUUCCGGCGGUCGUAGAUCCUCAGUCCUGCAGCAGCUGUCUUAGAAUCUACCUACUCCUCUGUCGUCGAACAGAACGAUUGCUCUAAGUCGAAGUUGAAACGGCUCAGCAUGUCAAGCUCAACAGGCACCAAUUGCAUGAAGCUUCUGCAGAAACGACGCUUCAGCGCUGCAAAGAUGAU
This is a messenger RNA of Macroventuria anomochaeta, 1035 nucleotides long. RefSeq lists its product as uncharacterized. The record is from RefSeq and is a predicted model, not a curated record. NCBI's taxonomy places the organism in Eukaryota, Fungi, Ascomycota, Dothideomycetes, Pleosporales, Didymellaceae. The transcript has a single exon. Bases 179 to 871 code for a protein of 230 amino acids.